This is a messenger RNA of Medicago truncatula (barrel medic), 1874 nucleotides long. Its product is annotated as putative E3 ubiquitin-protein ligase XBAT31. The transcript is spliced from 8 exons. The record is from RefSeq and is a predicted model, not a curated record. Lineage: Eukaryota; Viridiplantae; Streptophyta; Magnoliopsida; Fabales; Fabaceae. Gene Ontology annotation, molecular function: protein binding. The coding region runs from base 190 to 1533 and encodes 447 amino acids.
UGGAGGAGUACAACUACAAAGAAUCUGAUUGAUGCCAUGCCACAGCCAAGUUUCAUUUACUGACACAUUCAGCUACCUAUGUGACUAUGUCCCUCCCUUCUUUUCUUUCUCUUUCUCUCUCUCAAACAAGAACAACUCAAUAUCAAUAAUAAUAAAUGUGGCUACUUUGAAUUGAAAACGUGGAGAAGGAUGGGUCAAGGUGGUCUUAGUUGUAGAGGUAGUCAUGAACAUGGACUCUUUCGUGCUGUCCAACAUGGUGACCUCAAAACUGUUUCUACUCUUUUACAGACUCACCCUUCUCUUCUCAAUCGUACUACCGUUUAUGAUCAUCAUUCCCCUCUUCAUAUUGCUGCUGCCAAUGGUCAGAUCCAGGUUUUAUCUAGGCUUUUAGAUGGAUCUACAAAUCCAGAUGUGUUGAAUCGACAAAAGCAGACCCCACUUAUGUUGGCAGCAAUGCAUGGAAAGAUUGAUUGUGUGGAAAAGUUGCUUGAAGCUGGUGCUAAUGUUUUAAUGUUUGAUGUGUGUCAUGGAAGAACUUGCUUGCAUUAUGCUGCUUACUAUGGUCAUUCUUCUUGCCUUAAGGCAAUACUUUCUGCUGCUCGAUCUAGUCCUGUGGCUGCUUCUUGGGGGUUUGCACGGUUUGUGAAUAUUAGAGACGGUAGAGGUGCUACACCGUUGCAUUUGGCAGCUCGUCAAAGACGGCCUGAAUGUGUGCACAUUCUAUUGUGUAGUGGAGCUCUUGUUUGUGCUUCAACUAGCAGAUAUGGAUGUCCCGGGAGUACUCCACUUCAUCUAGCAGCUAAAGGAGGAUCUCUCGAUUGCAUCCGCGAAUUAUUAGCAUGGGGUGCAGAUCGUCUCCAACGUGAUGCAUCUGGGCGGAUACCAUAUGUGGUUGCUUUGAAGUACAAGCAUGGAGCAUGUGCAGCAUUGCUAAAUCUUUCAUCUGCACAGCCUCUUGUAUGGCCAUCAUCAUUGAAGAUAAUCAGCGAGCUUAAUCCAGAGGCUAAAGUUUUAUUAGAGCAGGCCUUGUUGGACGCGAACAGGGAAAGGGAGAAAAACAUAUUGAAAGGCAGUCCUUACUCUCUUCCAUCUCCACACUCUGAUCGAAUAGAUGACAAUAUAUCUGAGGUUAGCGAGACGGAAUUAUGCUGCAUCUGCUUUGAGCAGGUGUGUACAAUUGAGGUCCAAGACUGUGGCCACCAGAUGUGUGCACAAUGCACACUAACACUCUGCUGUCACAACAAGGCCAACACUUCAACUUCGCAUCCCAUCCCACCCAUCUGUCCAUUCUGUCGAAGCGCUAUAUCUAAACUGAUGGUUAUCAAGGUAGAAACUCACGAAGACAUGGAUCUAGACGGCGCUGAUACCACUUGUUUCAAGCCAAGCAAGUCAAGGAAAUUUCGUAACAUGAACGAGGGUAGCAGCAGCAGUUUCAAGGGAUUGUCCAAUGUGAAUUCAUUCGGAAAAAUGAGCGGCCGUAGUUCCGGGAUGAUUGCUUCCGAAAAUGAAUACGUUGAUGAUAAGCCACAAUGAUGUUGAUACCUAUUGUUGUGUUUUUGCUGAUGAGUGAAUGAUAAUUGCAUAUGCAACUAUGCUUGAUAAGCAAGGUAAAAUGAAAGUAAAAAAAAAGGAAGAGUUCAAUAUGCAAUAUUGAGAACUAAGCAAAGUGUGCAUCAUCAUGACAUGUUGUAAAUUGUAAUGUCAAUGAAAGUAUACUGCAUCCAUUAAAUUUGAGAAAAUUCUUUUUUCUCAUUAGUUAAGGUCUAAAAGACCAUAAAGAAAAUGUAUUGUGUAUUAUUAUUUGCUUCUGAAUGUAACAACAAAAUGAGCAAUAAAAUAUGAAAGGGAAAGGCAUGGCCUAUUAUUGGUUGUCA